Molecule: messenger RNA, 1731 nt
Organism: Oreochromis aureus
Lineage: Eukaryota; Metazoa; Chordata; Actinopteri; Cichliformes; Cichlidae
Product: piggyBac transposable element-derived protein 3-like
Exons: 1
Coding region: 1-1731 (576 amino acids)
Source: RefSeq, a predicted model, not a curated record
AUGGCAAGACGGUCAUAUUCACUGCUUCAAGCACUUGACUAUGUGAUGCGCUCAGAAAGCGAAGAUGACGAGGAAUCCGCUGCAUCUGAAGAAGAGGCUUCUUCUUCAGUCUCCUCAGAGAAUGACAGCAUCACUACCAGUGAUGAGGAUUACCAUCCAGUGCCCGAUUCCUCUUCUUCAGCAAGUGAGAAUGAUACACAGACAGCAGUCGAGGCAGAGCAGCUAAUGGCAGAGACGGUAGGAGAAGCGGCAGACGCCGGGGCGCCGGUGCCUGAGUGGAUGUCUCGUUCUGGGAAUAUUGAGUGGUUUCCCACUGCUGAGGAGACCAUGCGCGGGCCCACCCUGUAUGCAGUUGCCCGCAUUAGCACCCUGAGAUCUGCAUUUGACCUGUUUGUGACAGAAGAGAUCAUUCAGCUGCUGUGCACCCACACAAACCUGCAUGGGAGGCGAAAGUGUGAGGAUUGGAGGGAUGUGGAUGAUGUGGAGAUGAGAGCGUACAUUGGGAUUCUGAUUCUCGCUGGUGUCUACCGCUCAAGGCAUGAAGCAUCGCGUGGUUUGUGGGCUGACAAGACCGGACGGGCAAUAUUCCGUGCUACAAUGCCCCUCUACCGCUACGCCCAGAUCAGCGCAAACAUCCGCUUUGAUUACAAGCUCACCCUCCCGGGACGUUUCAGGAACGAUAAGCUUGCUGCAUUUCGCGUCCUGUGGGAAAAGUGGGUUGCUCGUCUCCCCCUGCUGUUCAAUCCAGGAGUUGACGUGUGUGUCGAUGAGCAGCUGGUUGGAUUCAAAGGUCGAUGUGGAUUUCGACAGUAUAUGCCCAAGAAGCCUACAAAAUAUGGCAUUAAAAUCUGGGUGACCUGUGAUGUGGCAACCUCCUAUGCUUGGAAGAUGGAAAUUUACACAGGAAAAUCACCUGGAAGUUCCCGGGAAGUUAAUCAGGGAAUGAGAGUUAUGCUACAACUGACAGAGGGGCUCCAAGGACACACUGUCACUUGUGACAACUUCUUUACAUCAUUCAGCUUGGCAGAGGAGCUGCUCAGAAGAAAACUAGCUCUGGUUGGCACAAUCAGGAGAAACAAACCAGAGCUCCCUCCCCAGCUUGUUCAGCUGAGACAGAGGAAGAUUCUUUCAUCUCUCUUUGCCUUCACCAAAACAACCAUGGCAGUCUCCUACAUGCCCAAGCGAGGGAAGAAUGUGCUUCUUUUGAGCUCAAAGCAUAGGGAACCAGCAGUCAGUGAUGGGGAAAAGAAGAAGCCAGCAGCAAUCCUUGAUUACAAUAGGUGUAAAGGUGGAGUGGAUAACCUAGACAAGGUUGUUGGCACCUACAGUUGUCGGAGGAAAACCGGUCGCUGGCCACUGGCUCUGUUCUACAAUCUUCUGGACGUCUCAGCAUACAAUGCCUUUGUCCUGUGGAAAGCAGUGCAUCCUGAGUGGGAGUCCACCAAGACCCACCAACGAAGGGUGUUCCUGGAGGAGCUGGGCCACAUGCUGGUGACUCCAGAAAUUGCAAGACGGCCUUGUGCCCCACGCUCAAAAGCAGCCGCUGCAAUUGUUGCUGAGAUACAGCAGUCAGGAUCGGAAUCAGAGUAUGACCCACAGCCCAUCAACAAAAUGAGGAAAAGGUGCGAACUGUGUAUAAACAGAAGAAGAACGGCAACCACUUGCUCCAGCUGUGGAAAGAGUGUCUGCAAAGAUCACUCUGCUGUGGUUUGCGUGUCCUGCCUUCCCUGA